This is a messenger RNA of Rosa chinensis, 2294 nucleotides long. Its product is annotated as pentatricopeptide repeat-containing protein At3g04130, mitochondrial. The transcript has 5 exons. Gene Ontology annotation, molecular function: protein binding. The record is from RefSeq and is a predicted model, not a curated record. Bases 230 to 1741 code for a protein of 503 amino acids. NCBI's taxonomy places the organism in Eukaryota, Viridiplantae, Streptophyta, Magnoliopsida, Rosales, Rosaceae.
UCUCUCAACCUUUAGCUCUCAGUUGUACUCAGGUCUCUUCUCUCUCUCUCUCUCUCUCUCUGGGCCUUGUGUGUGUGAGUUGAGAGGCAUAUCCUUGGUCGCUACCCUCUCGAUCAGACUUCCUGUUUUGCAUUCAUUUUGUUGGGGGAUAUCAUUUAUUUUUUGCUCUCUUCUGUGUUUGAUUGACUACUGGAGUACUGUCAAUCUUGUAAUUUCCUUGGACAUCUUCAUGAUCCUUCGUGUUCACAAAUGCUUUAAAAGGGUCCGCUUCCUACCCACUACUUCAAACUCUUCUGCAUUUUUCCAUACCUCCUUUCAAAGCUGCUCAUCUGCUUUGUCUUCUCCACUGGGGUCGUCGCAGAGAUUGGAAGACCCUACAAGACUAUCAGACCUUGACAUUAUCAUAUCUACAGUUCCUGUUGGAAGUACUGAUGAUCAAGUACUUUUGUCUCUUUCACAUGAUCAAGCAUGUAAUAGCAUUCAGCUCACACAUGUCCUUGUUCAUCAAUUGUUCCAUCGAUUUAAGAAUGAUUGGAAGUCGGCACUGGGUGUGUUUAGAUGGGCCGAGUCACGACCUGGCUAUAAACUCCCCCCAGAUGCGUAUGAUGUGAUCAUUGACGUUUUGGGUAAAAUGAGGCAGAUGGAUCAGACCAUGCAUUUGUUAGAAAGAAUGCAUCAGGAUCGUCUGGUAACACUCAACACUGUAGGUAAGGUUAUGAGAAGAUUCGCUGGUGCGGGGAAAUGGGAGGAUGCUGUGAGGAUAUUUGAUGGGUUAGGAAGAUUUGGAUUAGACAAGAACACAGAAUCAAUGAACUUGUUGCUUGACACACUCUGCAAAGAGAACAAAGUUGAGGUCACCCGCGAUAUCUUUUUAGAACUAAAAUCACACAUCUCCCCAAAUGCUCAUACGUUUAACAUUUUCAUUCACGGCUGGUGCAAGGUCAAUCGGGUUGAUGAGGCACACUGGACAAUCCAAGAAAUGAAGGGUCAUGGCUGUCGCCCCUGUGCCAUUAGCUACUCAACCAUUAUCCUCUUUUAUUGCCACAAGUACAACUUUGGUAAGGUCUAUGAACUGUUUGAUGAAAUGGAAGCUCAAGGCUGCCCUCCAAAUGUUGUCACUUUCACCACUGUUAUGUGUUAUCUUGCAAAGUCUGAGGAAUUCGAGGAAGCUAUGCAAUUAUAUGAGAGAAUGAAAUCAGCUGGAUGUAAACCUGAUACCCUGUUCUACAACUCACUGAUCCACACACUAGGAAGAGCUGGACGAGUACGUGAAGCUAUUCAUGUUUUUGAGGUUGAGAUGCCUGAGAAUGAGGUUCCUCAUAAUACAUCAACUUACAAUACGAUGAUUGCCAUGUUUUGCAAUAAUGCUCAGGAGGAGGAAGCCUUGAAAAUCCUCCGGAAGAUGGAAAGUUCAGGGCUCUGUAAGCCUGAUGUUCAGACAUACUAUCCGUUGCUUAAAAUGUGCUUCAAAACUGGCAAAACAGACAAUUGUUUGAAUGAGUUAGUGAAUGACAUGGUCAAUGGACAUCAUCUCAGUCUUGAUCUCUCAACAUAUACACUUCUAAUUCACGGUCUAUGCAGAGCAGGUAAAUGUGAGUGGGCUUACAGUCUGUUCAAAGAGAUGAUUGCUCAAGAGAUGAAGCCUAGAUAUAAGACAUGUCGUUUGCUUUGGGAUGAAGUCAAACUGAAGAAUAUGUCUGCAGCUGCUGACAGCAUUGCAGAUUUCAUGAAGAAGCUGUAACCAAAUGGGAAAGUCAUGUCAGUGUACUGAGUUCAUAUGAGGUGACAGAACAAACAUGUUGUCAGAAAGAGCCUUCCAUCUGCCAAGUCUGAUAUGCUUUAAUCAGCAUGGAAUCCUCUGCCUGAAUGGAGUGGGCAGUUGCUUCUUCAAACGUAGUUGCUUCUUCGAAUUGACUAAUGAUAUCCUCCAUUAUUAUACAUUGAAUAUGGGGACCUGCUUGUGUGCCCAAACCAUAUGAAGAGGCCAACAAUUACGGAGCUGGAAGGAUCAUAGAAGGUGAAGGGCCAAUUGCAUUGGUGGCAAGAAAACCAAAAGAGUGAGAAUCCGGCCUGUUUUUCGUGAUGAUUCUGAAGAAAUCCCAAAGUUCUUUGGUGUUGGGCGAGCCUUGAACUUCAUGUACCACAUAUAACUCCUAAUACCCAAUUUUGCAAAGAUUAGUUGCUCAGAAAGUCAGAAUAGAUCAGGUGGCCUCAAAUUUAAGAGGAGUCAGAUUUGAUUGCAGUUUGUAACUCACAAUUUAGAAGCUUCUGAUAAGUUUUGUAGACAUAAUUUA